Molecule: messenger RNA, 608 nt
Organism: Anopheles maculipalpis
Lineage: Eukaryota; Metazoa; Arthropoda; Insecta; Diptera; Culicidae
Product: thioredoxin-dependent peroxide reductase, mitochondrial-like
Exons: 3
Coding region: 259-597 (112 amino acids)
Biological process (GO): cell redox homeostasis; response to oxidative stress; hydrogen peroxide catabolic process
Cellular component (GO): cytosol; mitochondrion
Molecular function (GO): thioredoxin peroxidase activity
Source: RefSeq, a predicted model, not a curated record
CUGUCGGUGGCCCAGGUUCAACAUCCCGCCCCAUCCUUUAAGGGAACCGCCGUCGUCAAAAAUGAUUUUCACGAAAUCAAGCUGGAAGAUUAUAAGGGCAAAUAUCUAGUACUGUUUUUCUAUCCCCUCGAUUUUACAUUCGUCUGUCCGACGGAGAUUAUCGCGUUCAGUGAUCGCAUCAAAGAGUUUAAGGAGCUCAAUACGGAAGUCGUCGGUGUUUCGGUUGAUUCUCACUUUUCACAUCUGGCCUGGAUCAGCAUGCCGCGUAAAGCGGGCGGUCUUGGCCACCUGGAGUAUCCACUGUUGGCUGACCUGACGAAGCAAAUUUCUGCAGACUACGGUGUACUGCUUAAGGAUGGCAUCUCCCUGCGCGGUUUGUUCAUCAUCGAUCCUAACGGUGUGGUGCGUCAGAUUACGAUCAACGAUCUGCCGGUCGGUCGGUCGGUGGACGAAACGCUCCGGUUGAUUAAGGCGUUUCAAUUCGUCGAAAAGCACGGAGAAGUGUGCCCAGCCAAUUGGGAACCGAAAACGAAUGCGGCUACCAUCAAGCCCAACCCGAAGGAUUCGCGUGAAUACUUCGAAAAGCAUGGCAAGUAGUAGGAGGCGGA